Molecule: messenger RNA, 342 nt
Organism: Trypanosoma rangeli
Lineage: Eukaryota; Euglenozoa; Kinetoplastea; Trypanosomatida; Trypanosomatidae
Product: programmed cell death protein 5
Exons: 1
Coding region: 1-342 (113 amino acids)
Cellular component (GO): nucleus; cytosol
Molecular function (GO): DNA binding
Source: RefSeq, a predicted model, not a curated record
AUGUCGCGUGUCCCUAUCAGCGAGGAGCAGGCGCAGCAGAUGCUCAUGAAGCAGCAGGCGCAGCAAGAGCGAGCGGAAGCGAUGAAUGAGCAGAAGGAGGGCCUAUUGCGGGCGUUUGUGACGGCGGAGGGGCGGGAACGGUUGAAGCGGAUUGAGCAAGUGAAGGCGGAGAGGGCGCAUGCGGUUGAAAGUUACAUCAUUCAGUCAGUGCGCCAGGGCAAGCUACAGCCACCCGUAUCGGAUGAGACAGUGCGUGAUAUUCUUUCGCAGCUGGCAUCGCAGGGGGUGGAAGCGAAGAGCAAUAUCACAUUUGCACGUAAGCGCAUGGAUGACGACUGGUAG